This is a messenger RNA of Caenorhabditis remanei, 2061 nucleotides long. RefSeq lists its product as uncharacterized. The transcript is spliced from 6 exons. The record is from RefSeq and is a predicted model, not a curated record. Gene Ontology annotation, molecular function: protein binding. Bases 1 to 2061 code for a protein of 686 amino acids. Lineage: Eukaryota; Metazoa; Nematoda; Chromadorea; Rhabditida; Rhabditidae.
AUGCCUCCCGUCUACGCCAGAGCUAUUUUCGGCUCCUUCCCAACAGUUCAACAAGUUCGGGUCGAUCAUGGCGAGAAAUUUCUGACGGAUGCGAUGGAGGAGAUGGAUAUCAGGGCUCAAUCUCAAUCAAAACGGGUGAAAGUCGUGCCAUUCGAAGAGUUUGAACUGGUUUCCAACAGUAUGGGAAAUCGUGUUGAGUUCGAAAAUCAGAAGCAACCAUCUGAAAUAAUGAGACAAAUGCAAAUUCUCAGAGAAGAUGAGGAAUUAUGUGAUGUCGAGUUGAGUAUCGAUGGCUUCGUGAUUCGUGCUCAUCGAUAUAUUCUUGCUGCAGCUAGUCCAUAUUUCAAGGCGAUGUUCACAAAUCGGAUGGCAGAAAUGAAAAAGAUGACAAUUGAGUUACAAGACAUUCCUCGAGAAUCCGUCGAAAUCCUGGUGAACUACAUCUACACUGACAAAAUUGCGAUAACUAUCCAUAACGUGCAUCAGCUUAUUUUUACAGCUACAGUACUCCAGAUGGACGAAAUCAUCGGAGCAUGCCAAGAAUUUCUCGCAACAAUGAUCACUUCUCACAACUGUCUUGCCCUUCAUCAUUUUGCCGAAACCUACAAUUGUACAACUCUCAUAUCCUCAACCGAUGACUUUGCCGCAGAUAAAUUCUCGUGUAUUCGAAAAAGUCCAGACUUCAAAACUAUCUCGUUUAGUCAUUUGAAACGACUUCUUAAUAGAUAUGAUUUGAAUGUUUGUGAAGAACAAGAAGUCUUCGAAUCGAUCAUUUAUUGGAUUGACUCAGAUCCGAAAGAGAGAUUACAGUACCUUCCGGAGCUGUUUGAAACUGUGAGACUUCAUUUAAUCGAGUGGAAUUACCUCUGCGAAGUGAUAAAACCAAAUCGAUAUGUCAAAGAAAGUCGAGAAUGUCGAGAUAUUAUCUCAUUGGCUGUAUUCGAGGCAAUGUCAUUUCAGAAGAAUAAAAAGAAAGAGAAGGAUUCAAAUGUAUAUGAAGAUAAUCAUGAGAACACUUUGGAAUAUUCUGCAGCUUCUAUGUCAGAAUCCGUGCAGUCAUUGACCACAACCUUCCCAGUUCUUUGUUCCCUGAGUCCUGCUCCCUCCAAAAUACGGAAAUCAGUAGCUGGAAUCAUAUUCUGUGCAGGAGGUCGUGGAACCGCUGGUGGCCCAUUCAGUAGUGUUGAGGCAUACGAUUGGAGAAAGAAUCAAUGGUUCCCUGUACCUGAUAUGAUGUCGAAACGAAGACAUGUUGGUGUUGUGAGUGCUCAUGGAAAUUUAUAUGCGAUUGGAGGACAUGAUGGAGAUAGUCAUCUGGCGACAGCAGAAGUAUUCAAACCUUCCAGUAAUCUGUGGAAGAGAAUUUCUUCUAUGAAGACAGCCAGACGAGGUAUUGCAGUUGCAUCGAUUGGAGCUGCAAUAUAUGCAGUUGGAGGAUUAGAUGAUACGACGUGUUACAAAACCGUUGAGAGAUAUGAUAUAGAAUCAGAUGAAUGGAGCACAGCAGCUGAUAUGAAGGUUCAAAGAGGAGGAGUAGGAGUGGCCGUUCUGAAGAAUUAUCUGUUUGCAAUCGGAGGAAAUGAUGGAACAUCUUCAUUGGAUACUUGUGAACGAUUCGAUCCAUUAGUUGAUAAAUGGAAAAUUAUUGCUAGAAUGCAGUAUCGAAGAGCUGGAUCAGGAGUAUGUGUUCUCGAUGGAUAUUUGUAUGCAAUUGGAGGAUUCGAUGAUAAUGCUCCACUGGCUUCUUGUGAAAGAUAUGAUGCAGAUAUUGAUAAAUGGCAUACACUGGCCAAUAUGGCUAGUCCAAGAGGCGGAGUUGGUGUUGCAGCGAUGGGAGGAAAAGUGUAUGCAAUUGGUGGACAUGAUGGAUCGAGGUACCUAAACACGGUUGAAUGCUAUGAUCCAGUCACUAAUUGCUGGCGUGAAGCUGCAGAUAUUCAAGAAUGUCGUGCAGGUGCUGGAGUCGCAUGGGCAAAUGUUCGAAUACAUCAACUUGGACGAUCAUCCUCCAACAUGUGUGAUUCUGGAUGUGCCCCAUCUGGAGGUGCAUACUGUAUCUAA